UCCAAACAGAUUUGUUCCAGUGACUCCGUAAAAGAACUGCAAGCGUCAUUUGAUCAAAACUAGGCUGAUCCAUUCCUAAUGAUAAUGAAUUUCCAUGGUCGUCACUUCCAGCAUCGCCCUGUACAUGAAUAUGACGAGCCACCAAUGAUACCAAUACCUUCUUCACUGUACUCGGACCAGUCCACGACCACUGACGGUCUGUAUGCCUCCAUCAGACCUUCUAACAUCACAACUGUAGGCCCGGCCUCCUUUGACGACUUCAGUGAGGAUGAUAAUAGUCACGAAGAGCAACAUACAUCUCGUUUUUAUGGGAAACUUAAGCGGCUGCGUUUUUACCUCAUGGCUAUCUUCAUAAUGUGUUGUUUACAGAUGAUAGCCAUAGUGGUGAUGGGGGCUGUGAUUCACCUUCAUCGACAUGACGGCGACAAAGCGUCUACCGGGGAACUCUUGGGGAAUAUCGAGAAGAACGAUCACACAGGUGUGCUGAGAAAUAUGUCGAGGCUAGCUACGGGCAGUCAAGAGAGAAGGAUGAACAACAUCACGCAGAAACUGGAUUCCUUGGAAAGUAUGUUUAAUGGUCUCCAAGCUAACGUCACUGACUUGCUCCAGUCAUCCAGGAAAGACUCCAUCCCGUUGACACUUGCCCAUCUGAUAGGCUGGAAAACCAGUGACACUUCUCGUUUUACUUGGCGAACCGGUCCCCACACAAAUAGUUUUCUCACUGGAGACGUCCGAUAUAACGUCACCAAAGGGUACUUAACUGUGGGGCGAGAGGGACACUUUCUCGUGUAUAGUCAACUGUGUUUGAGAGGUCCAAAAAGUGGAACGUUUGACCAUCAAAUCCAGAAGUACAGUGGAGAUAGCUGGAAAACAGGGCUUUACAAGGCAAGGUAUUAUACCGGGUCAAGUCGGAUUGAUUGCGACACUUUAACAGGAAUAAUGCAUCUUAGAGAAAAUGACAGUAUCAGAGUUGAUCUUUCAAAAGAUAAUUAUAUCACUGGGAAUAGUGUGUUCAAUUCAUUUGGUCUGUACAUGCUGUCAUCACUGUAAGUUUAACUAUAUGGACACUGAAGGGACGAUAUGUGACAUUUCAUACGACGUCAUUCUUCCAAACAAAUUUGUGAUUAACGAGAGCAAAAUAAUUUUUUUUUAAAGCAUUUAUAUAAUAUAAAUCGGCUUAAAAAAAUAAUAACCAUGUUUUAUGAACUAUUUUUUACUGACCCAUGUAUAGCAAGUAUACAACAGUCAUGAUACGUAUUUAUGACUCUAACGGCUGUAUACAAAAACGUUAAUAAUAACUGACAUAAAGUUUGAUAUAUUAAUUUGAUAAUUGCAAGAAGCAAAACAAUAACCCGACUGUUGUAUUUUGUUGAACUUGGAGAACUAUUGCAUUUGUGUGUUCGCCUUUAUCUUUCUUUUAAACCUUUAUAGAUUGUAUCUUAGACACGUGCACCUUAAGUCAAGUAUUGAUGACAACAUAAAAUAUUGAGUAAAUUAUAUACAAUGUUGUCAGUAAGAAGGUUCAAUGAAUAGAUUAAAAGAAGAAAACAUUUAUGUUAUGAGAGUAUAAAGUUUAUUUUCUUAUUUUACUGGCAUUAUUUGUCAAGAAUCGCUUAGUUAGUAGAAAACAUUCACCGUUUUGUAUAAGUGAGUUAUCAAUUAUACACAAAAAAUAUGUAUCCUGUAAUUAGUAUGCAUUCUGAUGUAUCCCCUGUAUUUGAAAGCAAUACCUUGAAAAGUCAAUAACGUGUGUUUAAAAUAGAACCCAAUUAAUUCAUUUAUUAGAAUUGAUAUUAAAUAAAAUAUACCUGUAUGCCUCAACAUAGUUCUAUCUUAGGAGGGCUGGUUGAAUCUAUCUCAAUCCACCCACAAUAUAUGUUAGUAACCUCCAACGUUUUAUUUGCCUUAGAGCGUGCAUGCGCAGCCUGUCUCCUGUGCAUGUAACACAUAAGUACGGCGACUCAGCCUCUGUAACGGUCGGGGCCCCGUAUCUCGAGUAGCGAUAUCACAUAGAGACUACAAUGUAUUAUAUGGGGCGAGUACGGGCGAGUUGUGGAAUCGAGACGCUUGCGCACGGUCGCAAAGCGCGAUGCUUUCGAGAUACGGGGCCCAGGUGGUUUCUUUGAUGGUUUGCUUAUUGGUAUCCACAUGACAACAUAACGUCAGCCAUAAUGUCACAUAAACCAUAAGAUAUACGAAUUGACAAAACCACUGCACUGCGGUGUGUCGCACGACGAAAAAUCUGUAUCCGACCCACAUCUAUUGCGUGUUACUAGUUUUAGCUGAGAAAAAAAGAAAAUGGAUCAAACUGAAUUGAGUGUUGUAUGAUCUAUAAGAUUAAAUUCACUUAAUUAACUUCACUAGAUAAAAAUAAAAUCUAGAAUUAAUGAUUUUUUUCUUGUU
Lingula anatina is the source of this 2403-nucleotide messenger RNA. RefSeq lists its product as uncharacterized. The record is from RefSeq and is a predicted model, not a curated record. Gene Ontology annotation, biological process: immune response. Gene Ontology annotation, cellular component: membrane. Gene Ontology annotation, molecular function: tumor necrosis factor receptor binding. Lineage: Eukaryota; Metazoa; Brachiopoda; Lingulata; Lingulida; Lingulidae.